Molecule: messenger RNA, 1589 nt
Organism: Neurospora crassa OR74A
Lineage: Eukaryota; Fungi; Ascomycota; Sordariomycetes; Sordariales; Sordariaceae
Product: nicotinamide riboside kinase 1
Exons: 2
Coding region: 219-1430 (403 amino acids)
Cellular component (GO): cytoplasm
Source: RefSeq, a predicted model, not a curated record
CGUUGGUUCAGUUGUGAGCACCUCGCCCAAGAAUUCCGAACUGAACCACUUCUGUUGACUCUUACAGUUUAGAUAACACUCCUACGUAGUCCUCUUCUUUUAUUUCUUUUUUCUUGUUUUCUUUAUUCAAUACUUAAACGGACUCUCUCUCCAUGACAUAGCAUCGCGGCGUCGAACUGGAGCUCAACUACACCUCAACACCUCCACGCUCUUUCACGAUGUUGGACCCAAAUCAGAAAGCCGUCGUCAUCGGAAUCAGCGGAUGUUCCUCGAGCGGCAAGACGACAUUGGCUCGACUUCUCCGCGAUAUCUUUCCCAAUACCUUUAUCCUACACGAAGAUGAUUUCUACAAGCCCGAGUCCGAAAUUCCUAUGAAAGAAGGCCUCACAAACUGGGACUGUCCCGAAGCCCUCUCGAUCCCCGACAUGACGGCGGCCCUCGAGCACAUCCGCGCCACGGGCGAGUUACCAGUUAGUAGUACCAUGAAUCUUACCAGACCCUUUCUUUCCCGGAGACACACCCACGGUAGUAGUAGUACUACUACUAGUAGUAGUAGUUAUUACCCUCCAUCGUCAUCAUCAGCAGCAGCCAGCAAAGCGGCGCCGCCCAAACAAAAAACGGGGCCUGGUAAGACCAUCACCACUGCCAAGUCAAAGUCGCUAAGCAACAGUCCGAAACAGCCCACCCUCGACUCCAAAGAAGACCUCAACUCGGUCGGCCCUUGCCCCAUCACCACGGACUUUAUCAACAAAAUCAAAGCCCGCGUGGCCGACUGGCUGCAACCUUCUUCCCCCGGCCAUCGUGUCCUCCACUUAUCCUCUCAUCAACAACAACAACAACAACCCCUCAAAAUCUGCAUUAUAGACGGUUUCCUCCUCUACUCCCCGCCUCCCCUCCUCCCUGCCACUUUGCUCUCCCAAAUGGACAUCAAGCUCUUUUUGCUGGUGUCCAAAGCCAAAGCCCUACAGCGCCGCGAAGCAAGAGACGGGUACGUAACCCUCGAAGGAUUCUGGAAAGACCCGCCGGGCUACGUGGAGAAGAUUGUUUGGCCUGAGUACGUGCGGGCGCAUGAGUGGAUGUUUGAGGGAGGGGAUGUGGAGGGGGGCAAGGUGAAGGCGGAGGAGGUGAGCGAGAGGUUGGGAGUUUUGGUCAACCAGAAGGAAGGUGAAACCAAAAUGGACAGGGACUUUGGAGAGACGUUGGAGUGGGCGGUGGAGAGUAUCAUGAGGGAGUUGGAGAGGUUGGUCCUGGGGCAGGAGGAUAAGAAGGAGGAAGGGCAGAAGGAGGGGAAGAAGGAAAAGGAGGAAGAGGCGAUUGCGCUGAAUAGUUUUGCGAUGAAGAAGAAGUGGGCGGCGGCGCAGAGGGAGAGGAAUGCGCGGGAGUUAUUGAUUAAGGAGGCGCAGGAACAGCAUCAGCAGCAGAAGGAAUGAUUAGAGAAUAGGUAGCAAUGCACUUAUCGUUAAGACGAAUGCUGUUGAUGAGGAACCUUCUACAAAAGGCACUCACGUUCUCAUCAGCCAAACGUUGAUGCCCGUAUGUACGAUAUGCACAUAUAUGUCAUCCAUGAAAUGUCCCUUGGCAGGACCAGC